UUCACGCUGUGUCACUGAUUUCUCUCUCUCUCUCUCACACGCUGUUGCAACAGCAAAGCACAUUCUUUCAUAUUGCUGUCUCUUUCUCUCUCUUCCUCUCUGCCUGCCUCUCUCUCUCUAAAAAUUCUUCAAGGGAUCGAAGCAGAAACUUACAGAGAAACAAAAACGACGGGGAGAAGAGAGAGAGAGCGCCAAGAAUCCAUAAGAUCUCUCAUUUUUCUCCAAAAUGAACGACCUUUUAAAUGAUGAUUUUGAUAAUUUUGAUGCCCCAAGGCAUCAAAAUGAUAGAAAUGGAGAUGUUGAAAUGGGAACACAAAUACCAAUGAAUUCUGGGGAGCUAGGCCUCGAUGAUUUCUUUAAAAAGGUUCAACAAAUUGAGAAACAGUAUGAAAGACUGAACGAACUACUCCAGAAGCUUCAGGAUGCUCAUGAGGAAUCAAAGGCUGUUACAAAAGCUGCUGCUAUGAAAGCAAUUAAGCAGCGAAUGGAAAAAGAUGUUGAUGAAGUCGGGAAAAUAGCUCGAUUAAUCAAAUCAAAAAUUGAGGAACUUGAUAAAGAAAAUCUAGCCAAUAGAAACAAACCAGGAUGUGGUAAAGGAUCAGCUGUUGACAGAUCAAGAACAGCAACAACAGUUUCCUUGAAAAAGAAGUUCAAAGAUAAAAUGGCUGAGUUUCAGACUUUAAGAGAAAACAUCCACCAUGAAUAUCGUGAGGUUGUUGAAAGGCGAGUAUUCACAGUGACGGGUAAUCGAGCUGAUGAAGAGACAAUUGAUAGGUUGAUAGAGACAGGGGACAGUGAACAGAUAUUCCAGAAAGCUAUUCAGCAACAAGGGCGAGGACAGAUAAUGGGCACACUAGCUGAAAUUCAAGAGCGCCAUGAUGCAGUCAGAGAAUUAGAGAGGAAGCUUCUUGAGUUGCAACAGAUAUUCAUGGACAUAGCAGUGUUGGUUGAUGCUCAAGGAGACAUGCUUGAUAAUAUAGAAUCACAGGUUUCAACUGCUGUAGACCAUGUGCAAUCAGGGAAUACUGCUCUACAAAAGGCAAAGAAACUACAAAGGAAUUCAAGAAAAUGGAUGUGCUUUGCCAUCAUGAUUCUCCUCAUAAUUGUUGCAAUCAUCGUCGUUGGCGUGCUUAAGCCAUGGAAUAGUAACAAGGGUGCUUAGCUUAUUAAUACUCCCCCAUGAGCAAUGCAUAGAUACAUAAUGUAUACUAUCACUGCACAUGCUAUUCAUUAUGAUAUUUCUUGGCUUUGUACAUGUUGAACCUUGGGACUUGCCUCUAUAUAUAGUUUGAAGUGUGAUUGAAAUAUGUAAUCUGUUCUUUAUAAUCUAGAUGUUUACCUGGUUGGAAUUGGGAGAACACUUCUUUGGACUGGAAAAAUACAAUUGUCGCAUAUUGUAAUGGACUCCAAUGUUUUUGAAAUGUUUUUUUUAUUUGACUUGUUUUCUUUUCAAA
Messenger RNA from Solanum dulcamara, 1454 nucleotides. Its product is annotated as syntaxin-132. The transcript is spliced from 13 exons. Gene Ontology annotation, cellular component: SNARE complex; plasma membrane; endomembrane system. The record is from RefSeq and is a predicted model, not a curated record. Gene Ontology annotation, biological process: intracellular protein transport; exocytosis; vesicle fusion. NCBI's taxonomy places the organism in Eukaryota, Viridiplantae, Streptophyta, Magnoliopsida, Solanales, Solanaceae. The coding region runs from base 227 to 1162 and encodes 311 amino acids. Gene Ontology annotation, molecular function: SNAP receptor activity; SNARE binding.